AUGGAGGAGGAGGGAGAGGAGGAGGAGGAGCAGGAUAUGGCCCAGGGCCAGAAGAGGGGGCUAGAGGAGGGCACCACCCCAGCCUGGAACAAGAGAAAGGUUGAGCUGAAGGGAGACAAUGCUAAGAGCAAAGGGGACAAGGAAGAGGACAAUGAGGAAGAUGCCAACAAGCAAGAGGACAACAAGCAAGAGGACAACAAGCUUUUUAAAUACAAGCUGAGAUAUGCACAUACAGAAAUGGAACAAUGGUGA
Molecule: messenger RNA, 252 nt
Organism: Acanthamoeba castellanii str. Neff
Lineage: Eukaryota; Discosea; Longamoebia; Acanthamoebidae
Exons: 2
Coding region: 1-252 (83 amino acids)
Source: RefSeq, a predicted model, not a curated record